UAGAGUGAUACACUAACCCGCUAUGUUUCAACUGAGACGCUGCAACUUGAGUCUUUAAGGUUCUUCCGGACUACAAAUAAAACUACUCGGAAAUGCGACACAUGUCGACGUUCCGCCGCCUGCUGCCUUUUCUCUGCUGUAGUCCGUCGCUUUGGCUGCGUCCCUAAACGCAUGAGUCCCUCACAGGGUUUUGUAAAAGUCGUCCUUCCCCGUCAGCAACCAAAUGGACGCGGUGUUUACGUCAACGUUGUCCGCGUAAAAAGGGAUUUUUCAUCAAAUGUAACGUUUCACUCUUGUAAACGCGAACAAUAUGAUCAAGAAGUGUCAAAUACAUUUUGAGAGACAAUGCACAACAACUGGGCACGUUAUCUCGUAUUUUUUCAAUACAUUGGAACAAAUUACAGGGGUGCAGUGAAAGUGCCUCCCAAUCAGCUGGUUAGGAAGGGGGUCCAGGACCACUUGGAGGAUGCAAUAAGGAGGCUGAGGCCGCUCAACCCAGUGUCUCUGUCAGUCUCCAGCAGGACAGACACAGGUGUCCACGCCCUCUCUAACUCCGCCCAUUUCGACCUCCAACGCAUGAACGAUAAGCCGCCGUUUACUGAAGACGUUCUUGUUGAAGCUCUUAAUUUCCAUCUCAAAGCCGAGCAGAUCAGGAUCACGCGUGCCCACCAUGUGCCUGAUGAUUUUCACGCCCGUUUCCGUGCCCGGUCCCGGACCUACGUCUACCGGAUAGCCCUGGGAAUCUCACACCACUCCCUGCUUCCCCUUACAGAACGCGAUCUCUGCUGGAACCUCCGCAACCAGACGCUGGAUGUGGAAGCCAUGCGUGAGGCUGCAGCACUGCUGCUCGGGACUCAGGACUUCAGCAGCUUCAGGGCAGUCAACUCCGACAUUCAUUUUAAAAGCCCUGUGAAGACGCUGAAUGUGGCCAGCGUACAGCCAGGAAGCUCCUUCGCACACGCACACUUCCACAGAGAGAUACCAUUCUGGGAGCUGACUUUUACAAGCAGAUCCUUUCUCUAUAAGCAGGUGCGGAGGAUGACAGGGGCUCUCGUGGCUGUAGGCCGGGGGCAGCUCUCAGUGCCCCAGCUGCAGCAGAUAUUGGAGGCUCGGGACUCUCUUGCCUACCCACAAGGCCUGGCUGCUCCUGCCAACGGCCUCUUCCUCACCAGGGUGGACUACAGAGAGACAGGUGAGGAGGCAGAAUCUGAUUCCAUAUUAAAAAUCACAUCCCAGUACUGUAUAAUACUAAUCUAUCUACUAUAAAACGACAUAUUUGCUCAAGGGGCUCAAUAUGCGGCAAGUGUCCGUUAAUGUUUGGUAAGUUUUCAGAUGUAUA
Molecule: messenger RNA, 1339 nt
Organism: Anarrhichthys ocellatus (wolf-eel)
Lineage: Eukaryota; Metazoa; Chordata; Actinopteri; Perciformes; Anarhichadidae
Gene: pusl1
Product: pseudouridine synthase like 1
Exons: 7
Coding region: 346-1266 (306 amino acids)
Biological process (GO): tRNA pseudouridine synthesis
Molecular function (GO): RNA binding; pseudouridine synthase activity
Source: RefSeq, a predicted model, not a curated record